UCUACAGGACUGCUUCUACCUUGAGGACUUUGAGGGGGCUUGGAAUUAUGUGUUUAAUGUCAAGGUUGAAGCAGUCCUCAAACAAUAGAGACAUGAGAUCAAACAUAAAACCUAUGACAGGUAUGAGGAGGACUGGCAGAGGUUUUUAAACAUCGAUGACCGAGUUGACGAGAUUUAUUUUACGGCUCUCCUCAUGUAUUGGGACAGCGAUGCCACCAAGGGAAAAUCAUUAAUACCGAUACAUUUGAGGGCAAAAGCGGCGUAUGAUACUUUCCGUAAUAGAUAUAGGGGUGAUGAGAAGAAUCAGGAUAAGAUCAAGGCAAAUCUUGAGUUGGUGAUUUGUGCUUUAGAAGGGAUUUAAGGCUGUAUCCAAGGAGGCUGCAUCUGUGUACAUUUCACACGAGGAGGAAUAAACCGAGUCGGACCCUCACAUGCUUUCUACAGAGGAGAACAUCACUCUCACACAGAACCUGAUGGGUCAUAAUAGGAGAGGAAGAUAUCCUCUGCAUGGUGUCGGAGCUUCACCCGGUGUAAGCAUGAGAUCAUCUACAGCAUCCUCCAUGCCAUCUACAUCAAUGAGAUCAGCCACAAGCAGUUUCCAAGCUAUACCAUUUGUCGCACGUAUCUCUGCGUAUUUGAUUGACAAAAUUAACCCGGAGCUGCAUAUUCAGGUGACAAAUGAGAUGACUAGAAUUGCGCUAAUGGCGAACUCGAUGGAUGAUCUCAUGGGGUAUAUUAUACAAUAUUUAGAUGGUGUGAUUCCUUAUAGCGCGUAUGGUGGUAUCAUACGGAUCAUAAGGUCGAUUGGCGAUAAUUCCGAUGCUAGACAGAGCAACGCUCAGAGUGGAGAUAUUGGAGGGAGCAGCACCCGUUCUCGUAAUCGGGAUAGAAAUACUCCCGCCGACGAUGAUGGAUGAGGCUUUUUUUUAUUUUUAAUGCAAUAAACAAUUUUAUUUGUAAUAACACUAUAUUUAUUCAUGUCAUGUAUCCUAUCUUAGUCAUGUACAUUGUUAGUAUAUAUGAUGUUGGAUGUAUAUAUUAGA
Asparagus officinalis (garden asparagus) is the source of this 1043-nucleotide messenger RNA. RefSeq lists its product as uncharacterized. Bases 432 to 917 code for a protein of 161 amino acids. NCBI's taxonomy places the organism in Eukaryota, Viridiplantae, Streptophyta, Magnoliopsida, Asparagales, Asparagaceae. The record is from RefSeq and is a predicted model, not a curated record. The transcript is spliced from 5 exons.